This is a messenger RNA of Theobroma cacao (cacao), 1290 nucleotides long. It is a transcript of the gene SWEET2, whose product is annotated as Nodulin MtN3 family protein. The record is from RefSeq and is a predicted model, not a curated record. NCBI's taxonomy places the organism in Eukaryota, Viridiplantae, Streptophyta, Magnoliopsida, Malvales, Malvaceae. Gene Ontology annotation, cellular component: membrane. Gene Ontology annotation, molecular function: sugar transmembrane transporter activity. Gene Ontology annotation, biological process: carbohydrate transport.
AUUACAUUGGAUGUUGACCGUCACAUCAAAAGAUGGAAGUUUUGUGGGGACGGGGGACUCUCUAAUUUUUCACAUAUUUUUCCGAAACGUGUGGCAAUGUUGACAGAAGAAACUCUAACGAGAAAAAGGAAAAGAAUUUAGAGAGAGAGAGAAAGAAAAGUUUUUGGAGGAGUGGGUAGGGAGGGAGCUUGUUGUUCUGAGAAAAACACUCGGUUUUUGGUUUGGUUUGGUUUUGUUUGGUCUGUAUUUCUGUAGCAUUUUCACCUUUUUGUCUAUAAGAGAGUUAUAUCUUUGAUGUUUGUUUCUAUUCUAACCAAUACCUUCACGGUCUGCAGAGAUGCAGCUGGCAUCGCCGGGAACAUCUUUGCUUUUGGGCUGUUUGUGUCACCCAUACCCACAUUUAGGAGAAUUAUCAGAAACCAGUCAACAGAGCAGUUUUCGGGAUUGCCUUAUGUAUAUGCCCUCUUGAACUGCAUGAUAUGCACGUGGUAUGGCACGCCCUUAAUAUCUCACAACAAUGUACCAGUUAUGACCGUCAAUUCAAUUGGUGCAGUUUUUCAGAUAGCCUACAUUAUCCUCUUCAUUGUAUAUGCUGAUAAAGAGAAAAAGAUGAGGAUGCUUGGAUUGCUACUGGGAGUUUUUGGCCUCCUUGCAAUCAUAGUUGCUGGGAGCAUGCAAAUAGUUGAUAGAGAAGCACGGUGGAUCUUUGUUGGGUUAUUGAGUUGUGGUUCUCUCAUAUCAAUGUUUGCUUCCCCAUUGUUUAUAAUUAAUUUAGUAAUUCAAACAAAGAGUGUUGAAUACAUGCCAUUUUAUCUCUCCCUCUCUACAUUCUUGAUGAGCACCUCGUUCUUCCUAUAUGGCAUCUUUAACUUUGAUGCCUUUAUUUAUGUUCCAAAUGGAAUAGGAACUAUCUUGGGGAUUGUACAACUGGCGUUGUACUUCUAUUAUAAAAGAAAAUCUGUGGAAGAUUCCAGAGAACCGCUCAUAGUGUCACAUGCGUAACUGUUGCUUUCUCUACGAAAGGUAAUUGCUUAUGUGUUUUGUUUCUAUGCUGAGAGGAUUUUUCGAUGAUGUGCAGGCAGAAAGUUUUGAUGCUGAGGGUGUAUAGUGAUGGAAAUGCUGAUGUAUUAUUUUAUUCGGUUUAUUGUUUGAAAAAUGUUCCAAUUCUUUCUCUAAAUAAAGGGUGUUGACACUUUCAUUAGUAACAGACGGGUCAUCAAGGCUUGUCUGCUUACGCCAAUGAACUAAAAAGUGAUUGCAGUUUGAGAUUGACUGGACUAGAGAUUGCUA